AUGCAUAAGAAAGAUCCUGUUACUAAACAAAGAUUCAUUCCAGAUGAGGAAACAAAUAAAGCAGCUGACAAAUACUUGGAGUACAAGGAGAAGCAAGCCAAGGGUGAGUUCAUUCCGAUUCGUAACAGAGACGCCAUUUUUAUGGCUCUUGGAGAGAAGCCAGAUCAUUCGGGUCGCUGUUAUGGUUUUGGGGGCGUUAAUGUUGGCUAUACCAAGGCUUUUGGGCACGUACCUCGUACGCAAUAUAGGAGAUCGAUGAAGGAACAAGAGGAGGCACUCAUACAGAAAAUGAGUGAAAGGUGGAGGGAGGACAUUGCCACAUAUAUGCAGAAUGUGAUGAUUUCACCUACACAUCCAUCUACCAGGCCAUAUUUUUCACCAUCUAGUGGGCCAUCUCCUUCACAUGUACAACCACCUACUCAGUCACCUGGGCUGUAUCAUUUUUUCCCUUCACCAUUUGAUGUGCCAUCUCCUACACAGCUGACUCAGCCUCCUAUUCCACCAUCUGCUUCACCAUUUGCUGGGCCAUAUUCUGGGCCAUAUCCUGGGCCACCUCUUGGGCCAUCUCCUGGGCCAUAUCUUGGGCCAUCUCCUGGGCCAUAUCUUGGGCCAUCUCCUAAGCCACCUCUUGGGCCACCUUUUGGGCCAUCUCCUGGGAGAGAAUCCACCAUUGUUUCAGGAGGGAAUCCAAAAUCCUAG
Messenger RNA from Beta vulgaris subsp. vulgaris (sugar beet), 699 nucleotides. RefSeq lists its product as uncharacterized. The coding region runs from base 1 to 699 and encodes 232 amino acids. The record is from RefSeq and is a predicted model, not a curated record. The transcript is spliced from 3 exons. NCBI's taxonomy places the organism in Eukaryota, Viridiplantae, Streptophyta, Magnoliopsida, Caryophyllales, Amaranthaceae.